AUGUUAAAUAAUUUUGAUGAAUUGCACAUCUUAAGGCUCCCGAAAAUUGUUAAUACUUUUGCUAAAGAUGGUAAUAAUUAAAUUGAACUAAGAGUUCUUACAGUUGAGUAUGAAAGUUAGUAAAAUUAAUGAAUAUGGAAAUAAACAUACAAGAUAUUUCGUGCUAACCAAUAAAAAAAUUUUACUAUUGAAUAAAUCAAGUAACAACAAUGUCAUUUAAAAGCGAUUAGAAGGAAAGUACUUCUGUCCUUUAUUAUUGGGAUAACGAUUUCCUCCAAGAGUUUUGAGUUCAUAUUGCAUUUUAAAAAUGAAUAUGACGAUGAUGAUCUCAGAUUACAAACUGAGAGUAGAUCCAGAUUAAUUGAAUUUAUUGUCAAGACUUAUGCACUUGAAUUUCAUAUCCCUUUAGCUUCAUACUAAGUUCAAGAUUUGAAUCUGAAGAAAUAUGUAGUCUAUAAAUAGGAUAGGAAUAAACACAUUUGUAAAUUGCCAAAUAUUAAACCAAACUACUUAAACUAUAAGCCGAUUAUGGAAGAACAUGAGAAUUCUUUAAAAAUGCAACAAAUAUAUCAAUAAGAUACUGAAUCAAAAUUAUUAUUCGGAGAGUUCUUAUUGCAAUUAAGAGAUUUUGAAUUGAAGAAGAUUCUAUGUGAAGGAAGCAUUUCGUAAAUAGUUUAGAUAAUGAAUACAAAAACACACACUUACCAUAUUAUGAAAUGCAUCAGUAAAGAAGAUUGCGGUUGGUUAAACCUGAAUGAGUUUGUCACUUUUGAGAAAUAUGUAAUAGAUUUAAUAGAUUUAGUCUCAUCAUCCAUUUUUGAUACCUUUGGAAUAUUGUUUCGAAACUUUCAAUAAAUAUUACUUCAUUAUGCCAUAAGCCAAAUGUGAUUUGUACAAGAAGUUGGAUGAAUUGAAGAAAUUUGACUAGAAAUAAUUAUUAUUCAUAGCCUAAGAAAUGGUAGUAGUUUUGGGGGAUUUGCAUAAUAAAUAGAUAGUCCAUGGCGAUUUGACUUUGGAGAACAUUUUGUUAGAUCAAGGUUAUCACAUCGCUCUGUGUGAUUUCGGAUACCUAAGAAGAGCUUUGAAAAGCAAAGACCAGUUUUACGGGGUUGCUGAAUACACUCCACCAGAGACAAUACAAAAUAAAGAUUAUCAAUAUUAUAGUGAUUAUUGGCAGUUGGGAAUCAUUUUGUAUGAAAUGGCUUAUGGUCAUCCCCCAUUUAUUGAUUACGACCAGAACCUAACAUUUGAUUAUAUUUUAAACUGCCAAUUAGAAUUUCCUGUUCCAAUAGAAGUAGAUCCUCAACUAAAAGACCUAUUAUCGAAAGUAAUCUUUUGAGUCUCUAUUUCAGCUAUUGUGCAAGGAGCCAACAAAAAGAAUUGGAUAUCAGAUGGGGAUCUCGGAGAUAUAAGAACAUGAGUAUUUUAAAAAUACGAAUUGGAAAUAAGUAUAUGAUAGACAAUUACAGCCACCAGAGUUUGAGAAAAAAUUAAAAUUGUUUUGAAUUUAGUUUUUCAUCAAUUAUUGAUAUUUA
This is a messenger RNA of Paramecium octaurelia, 1535 nucleotides long. Lineage: Eukaryota; Ciliophora; Oligohymenophorea; Peniculida; Parameciidae. The record is from the annotation of a GenBank genome assembly.